Messenger RNA from Aureobasidium namibiae CBS 147.97, 636 nucleotides. RefSeq lists its product as uncharacterized. The annotation marks the transcript as partial. The record is from RefSeq and is a predicted model, not a curated record. The transcript has a single exon. Lineage: Eukaryota; Fungi; Ascomycota; Dothideomycetes; Dothideales; Saccotheciaceae.
CUCUCGCCAGAGCUGGAAGAUGCCCUGGCUCAAAUCUCACGCCUGGCCAAUCCUACUUCGCAUCAGAACCCCGACACCAUUUCCCGUACUCUCGUCGCUUUGCAGAACUUACCCCCUCAGCAAUCUCUGGAAGUCCACACCCAGCGUCUCACCACAUCCACCAACAGUCUUUCGUCACAUAUCAUACAACAAACAAAGCACUUCGCUUCCCUCUCUGCUUCCUUGUUCGCUCCCUUUGGCUUCGGUACCCCUUUGGACUUUCAGAUCGUAGACGACGAGGUGGUGCCUGCCAUCACCCAAGUCAUACAAGACUUGCCAACUCCUGAUUCGCGUGCUUUACAUACUCUUUCGCGUCUCGAUCGCGAAACCACCGAUCUAAUACAAACGCUCGCUGCCCUAUCUGAUUCGUUACAGAUGGGCCGCCAGACUACUGCCAGUGCUGCACGUCAAUUGAGAAACACCCAACUCAUGGUCUCGGAAAUGCGUCGGGAGAGCGACCUAGCAGAUCAGGCACAGUGGCUCAUUGAAAAGGAGCAUUGGGACCAUCGUCUCGCUGAAAGGUCUUGCGCCAGAGAGUGUCGUGACGUUAUUGGUGGCUUUGAUCAGGUCUUCAAGGGCUUGAGGAGAGGAUUGGAA